UUGGUUCCUGGGAGCAGCGAACCAUAUCGGAUAGAUGACAGGAGUCGCAGGACGACAGAUUCUUCCCACCUCUUCGCUUUUCAAAAAUAAGAGCAGUUACCAAAACCGCCUCUCUCCCUUUCUCGCUCUCUCCCGUGCAAGACAACACAGGAAGAAGAAACCUCUCUGUCUCCCUGUGCGUGAAAAGUAAAGAAACCCAUGAAUCCUUUUGAACAGCAGAGACAACCCAGCCUAGAGAGCGUGAUCGCCACACCGCUUGAUCAAUACGAAGAACCCAAGAAGCGGAAGAAGAGAAAGAGAUCGGAAUUCCCUCGACCCGCUACCACCGGCAAGCAAUUCUGCCAGUGGGAUAUCGUAGAAAGCUCCGCCACCGAAGAGACAAAGCCCGCGAAGCGGCCGUACAGGCAGAAAGCGAUCGGCAUCGCCAGCGGGGAUCCAGCAGGGGGAUUGGCAGUUCAUCCGUGUACAGAGUGCGGCAAGCGGUUCUGGUCAUGGAAGGCGCUGUUCGGGCACAUGCGAUGCCACCCAGAGCGGCAAUGGCGUGGUAUCAACCCCCCGCCGAACAUCCGGCGGCCGGCACCGGCCACACAGCCAGAGCCCUCCGUUUCUCAAGUUGGGGGCGAGGAAGAAGAGGUUGCAAGGUGCCUGGUCAUGCUCUCAACUACCUCUUCUGCUGAUGCUGGUGCUGGGCCUCGUGCGCCGAUCCCCGAUGAUGGACUGCUCCUAUCCCUCACCCUGGACCCACCUCAGCCCAGUUGCCGAUUCGAGUGCUGCACUUGUAACAAGGUUUUUGGGUCCCACCAAGCGCUGGGUGGGCACAGGGCCACCCACAAGAAUGUCAAGGGUUGCUUUGCCAGGCAUGGUGAGAAUGAACAUGGUGAGAAAAUGAUUCAUGACGAUGGCGGUGGUGAUGACCAUUAUGGGGUUGAUCAUAUUAGGAAGAUGAAGGUAAUGUGUCAACAUAGGUGUAGUGAGUGCUUGAAGGUGUUCCCUAGUGAGCAGGCUCUUGAUAGGCAUAAGAGGUGCCACUUGGUUGGCAAUGAACCGCGGCAGCACUGUGAUGACCAACAAUCAAAUAAUGGAAAAAGUUGUGUUCUGGAUCUGAAUCUGCCUGCUCCUGUUGAUAUGGAAGAAGGUUGCAGUCGUGAUCUUGUUUUAGAUCUUAAGUUGGGGUGUGGAUCACAAGUUGGUGAGUGGCUUGGAUAGAGGGAAGGUAAAGGAAGACGAUGAUAUUUCAAGUUGGUAGCUGGUUGGUACCUAUGGCUUUUCUUGAACAGAGGAUACUGCAAUUCCUUUCGUCUUUUUCUUUGUUGUGGCUGAUGUAAUAUACUCUUUUUUUUUUCCCUUUGGCACUGUAUUCAACCAAUACAGGUGGAUAUAUU
Nymphaea colorata (pocket water lily) is the source of this 1382-nucleotide messenger RNA. RefSeq names its product zinc finger protein ZAT3-like. The transcript has a single exon. The record is from RefSeq and is a predicted model, not a curated record. NCBI's taxonomy places the organism in Eukaryota, Viridiplantae, Streptophyta, Magnoliopsida, Nymphaeales, Nymphaeaceae. Bases 199 to 1206 code for a protein of 335 amino acids.